Gastrolobium bilobum is the source of this 681-nucleotide messenger RNA. RefSeq lists its product as uncharacterized. Gene Ontology annotation, molecular function: nucleic acid binding. Bases 1 to 681 code for a protein of 226 amino acids. Lineage: Eukaryota; Viridiplantae; Streptophyta; Magnoliopsida; Fabales; Fabaceae. The record is from RefSeq and is a predicted model, not a curated record. The transcript is spliced from 3 exons.
AUGAAGAAAGACAUAGCCCAGUUUGUGAAUAAGUGCCUUAUUUGUCAGAAAGUAAAAAUUGAGCAUCAGAAGCCUUCUGGUUUGUUACAGCCAUUAGAUAUUCCGGAGUGGAAGUGGACGAGUAUAUCCAUGAACUUUGUUGUUGGAUUAACAAGAAGCCAUGCUGGAUUUGAUUCCAUAUGGGUUGUGGUUGAUAGGUUGACUAAAUCCGCUCAUUUCAUUCCUACAGAUGGUCAGACAGAGAGGACCAUUCAGACACUAGAGGACAUGCUGAGAGCAUGUGUGAUAGAGCAGGGUAAUGCUUGGGACAAGUACCUGCCACUGGUUGAGUUCUCCUACAACAACAGUUAUCAUGCCAGUUUGGGCAUGGCUCCUUAUGAGGCCUUGUACGGCCGUAGGUGUAGAGAACCUACUUGUUGGACAGAGAUUGGAGAAAGACAAUAUAUAUCUGAUGACUCACACAUUGUACAACAUGAUGACAAAGAGGUUAAGAAGGACCGGAAGUUCGUUGUUGGACCUUCUAAGGUUCUUGCUCGAGAUGAGAAACGGCUUCGAAAUACAGUUAUUACCAUGAUCAAGAUUCAAUGGGAGGGAUUGACACCUGAGGACGCCACAUGGGAGAGGGGGAUGAUAUUCUCCGGCGAUUUCCCGAGUUUGAUAUCGGGUAUCAUCCGAUUUUGA